Molecule: messenger RNA, 525 nt
Organism: Laetiporus sulphureus 93-53
Lineage: Eukaryota; Fungi; Basidiomycota; Agaricomycetes; Polyporales; Laetiporaceae
Exons: 6
Coding region: 1-525 (174 amino acids)
Source: RefSeq, a predicted model, not a curated record
AUGCCGAAUCUGGUGAAUAAACAGAAGUUGUGUAAGGGAGAAUACACCAUUCUCAGGAGUGGUGUGGAAGUAAUCUUAGGAUGCAAUCCAGAUCUGUAUCAUCAUGGACACCCACAUGUUUUGCACUUCACUUUUGUAUACUACUGGGUCAGACCUCAAUUGUUCUUUGUAACUUACUACUUGGGUAAAGUCAUAGGCUCAGGUGGAUUCAGAAUGGUUUAUAAAGCUCAGCAUCAUGUGACAGACAAAUAUCAAGCAGUCAAAAAUUCAAACCCUCAAGAGAUGCUCAUCUCACAGAAGGCUGCAGCAAUUCAUAAGAAGAUCAGGAUUCUGGUUAGUUUAAGUCAUCUUUGCUGUGUAGAUAUCAUCAUGGAGUUAGUCACUGUGGGGGAUCUUCUGAACUUGAUAGAUGAACAGAGCUUAAGCAGCUACAAAAGAGCUGCAUUCAGCCCUGAAAACUUUGGCCUCACAAAAUACUCUGCUGAGACCAUUUUGGACGUGAAAUGUCGCAGAUUGUUCAAUUGA